Polypterus senegalus (gray bichir) is the source of this 1392-nucleotide messenger RNA. RefSeq names its product netrin-1-like. The transcript is spliced from 2 exons. Lineage: Eukaryota; Metazoa; Chordata; Cladistia; Polypteriformes; Polypteridae. Bases 13 to 1392 code for a protein of 459 amino acids. The record is from RefSeq and is a predicted model, not a curated record.
GGUGACUGAACUAUGGCAGAGCCAAGGCACACCUUUCUCUUUUUACAUGUUUACCUUUCUUUCAUCUAUGAUCCUUGUUUAGCUAACAUCCCAUUACGCUGGAGCAUAGCUCCUUCCCAGGACCCAUGUUAUAAUGAACAAGGACAUCCUAAGUUCUGCAUACCUGAGUUCAUCAAUGCUGCAUUUGGAAGAUCUGUUGAAAUUCAAGGUGGUGGAGAUCAAGAUCAUGUUUUUCCUGAAAACACUACUGUGCUUACUGACCUGAACAACCCACAUAAUCUCUCUUGCUGGCAUCAAAAAACUGAACAUGACCAGAGUCUGACUGUUUCUCUGGGACGCAGAUUUGAGUUAACAUACAUUAGCUUGCAGUUCUGCUUUGGUCAGACACAGGAGGACACCUUCUGGUCUACUUCUAUCCUGAAGUCAAUGGAUUUUGGGCGAACAUGGAAGCCUUACCAGUUUUAUUCCCCACAAUGUCAGGAACAAUUUGGACAACCUUCUCACAUGGUUGUUUCAUCAAGAGCCCAUGAAAAUGAGGCUCUUUGCUCAGAUCCCAGGCCACUGCAACAACACAGAGGGGGGCUUGUGUUAGCUUUCUCUACUCUUGAUGGAAGACUAUCUGCCCCUGAUUAUGAAUACAGCCCAGUUCUCCAAGACUGGGCCACAGCUACUGACAUUAGGGUCAUUUUUCAUAAAGAAAAACUGGUAGGGCCUUCAAGGUCAAGGCUUGGCAUUCAAGACACAGAGUCUAUAGUUGGUAAAAAAAUGGGAGGCGUGAAUGGAAGAAGAAAUGGUUUUAGUAAGGGUACGGCAAUUGGAUAUCAGGAAACUCAUGGAACAGGGGGCAAAGGUGGAAAACUUCAUUUUGCAUCAUCUUCCGCAGAAGAUGCCAAGUUGUGGAAUGAGCAAAGAGGUAAAAUGAAAAGAAACUCUCAUGUUAGCAAAAGAAAGAAAGGUUUAGGCAGAGACAGAGACCGUGAAGGACGUGAUAAGGUUGAUAAGGGCAAAAGGAGAAAUAAGAAGACAGCUUCUCAAAGGGAAGCAAUGAAGUUUGAAAGUUCAGACAUGUUGCUUAAGGAAGUAAAUCGAGGGCCUGCCAUCCUAGCCCUUUCAGAUCUGCAAGUGGGUGGCAGGUGUAAGUGUAAUGGGCAUGCUUCCCGUUGCAUUCGAGACCCUCAGGGCCAGGCGAUAUGUGAGUGUCGACACAACACAGCUGGAGUAGACUGCGACAUGUGUAAACCUUUCUAUUAUGAUCGACCUUGGCAACGGGCAACCCCUGAGCAGCCACACGAGUGCGUUGAUGAAACUAAAACCGGAGGAAUGAUAGGCACUGAGGAAACAGCAAAAUCAAUUCAAACAGACCUGGGUGAAAACUUGGAAAAUUCAGUUUAA